Anneissia japonica is the source of this 1323-nucleotide messenger RNA. RefSeq names its product meiotic recombination protein SPO11-like. The record is from RefSeq and is a predicted model, not a curated record. Gene Ontology annotation, cellular component: nuclear chromosome. Bases 67 to 1323 code for a protein of 418 amino acids. NCBI's taxonomy places the organism in Eukaryota, Metazoa, Echinodermata, Crinoidea, Comatulida, Comatulidae. Gene Ontology annotation, molecular function: DNA binding; DNA topoisomerase type II (double strand cut, ATP-hydrolyzing) activity; ATP binding. The transcript has 14 exons. Gene Ontology annotation, biological process: reciprocal meiotic recombination; meiotic DNA double-strand break processing; meiotic DNA double-strand break formation.
GUUUGCUGUAGUACUAAGUAGCCUUGGCCUAGGUCCUAGCCUAGUUAGUAGGCUGCAGUCAGGCAAAUGGCGGAGGAAGUUGAGCGUGAUGAUUUCUGGCAUAAUUUAGAUAAACUACACGAAGAAAAUAUACUUCAUGAACGAAUAACUGUUCUAAGCAAAGAAAACGAGAAACAAGCAGAUGAUUCAGAUAAAGAGGGCUCUUCAUUACGUCAAAGAAAUGAAGUGCUGAGAAAAUUAGAAGUUGUUAUGGAGAAAGUUAUUGAAAGUUUACGACAGUGGGAAGCGCCUGUAAUUGAGCUUGGUAAUCGUACAAGCUGGCAAAAUGUAAGAAAUGAAGUGCUGAGAAAAUUAGAAGUUGUUAUGGAGAAAGUUAUUGAAAGUUUACGACAGUGGGAAGCGCCUGUAAUUGAGCUUGGUAAUCGUACAAGCUGGCAAAAUGUAAGUUUUUCAGCUGAUGUAGGACUCAAGUUGAACAAGGGAACAAAUGUUUGUGAAUUAAGAUUUGAUGCAAUUAAGUCAACUAAUAGGUUUGCUGUCACGUUAAGUCUGAUGUCUGAAUGCUAUAAGCUAGUACAAAGCAAUACAUUCUCAACUAAACGGGACAUCUAUUACAAUGAUCCUCAAUUAUAUGGAAGUCAGUCAGUAGUGGAUCAGCUAGCUGACAGCAUUGCUUGUAUGUUGUCUGUUCCACGGCAUCAUCUACACUUGUUGGCAACAUCUAAAGGAUGUCUAGCUGGGGAUCUAAGCUUCAUUGAAGUCGAUGGUAACUGCAUCAACUGCUCAACAUCUACAACUGGAAUUCUUGUGCCCUCACAUGUAGAAGGCCUCACUAAUAUUCGUUCAGAUGCAAAGUUUAUUUUAAUCAUUGAGAAGGAUGCAACGUUUCAAAAGCUUCUAGAUGAUGGUUUACUGGACAGAAUCCAGCAUUGUAUAAUCAUUACAGGUAAAGGCUUUCCAGACAUCAACACUAGGAUGAUGGUCAAGAGGUUAUGGGAUUCCUUACAUCUUCCUAUUUUUGGUCUAGUUGAUGCCGAUCCACAUGGUAUUGAAAUACUUUGUGUCUACAAAUUUGGAUCCAAGUCAUAUUCAUUUGAUUCACACAACCUCACGGUCCCCAGUAUACGAUGGUUAGGGGUUCUCCCUUCGGACGUGAAACGUCUUCAGAUACCUAAGGACAGCUUAAUUCCCCUCACCAAAGCAGACAUGGAUAAAGCUAGUGAACUAAUCAAGAGGCCUUACUAUACACAGAUCCCAAAAUGGAUGAAGGAGUUUAAUAUAAGAGGUGGAAAACAAAGAUUCUUCUUUUCGUUGGAGUCCUAA